AGCAAGGGGAGUUAGAGACUGAUGAAACAGGCCUAUCAUUUUGACUUGUGUAUCUGCCAAUAUAAAACAAUUUCCUUUCACUGUUUCAAAACCCCAACUCACUCCUUAAAAGGCACUAGAACCACACCCCCACCAAGUCCAUUAAUUUGAAACCAGACAUACCUUUACUCACUCAAAAAAAAAAAAAAAAAGCUGAAAGCUGAGAGAUCCCACAAAAUCAAAAGCCCAGAGAGAGAGAGAGAGAGAGAGAGAGAUGGGAAGGGCACCUUGCUGUGACAAGGCAAACGUGAAGAAAGGGCCAUGGUCGCCUGAAGAGGACGCCAAACUGAAAGAAUUCAUAGACAAGUAUGGCACUGGCGGGAACUGGAUAGCGCUCCCUCAGAAAGCUGGCUUAAAGAGGUGUGGGAAAAGCUGCCGGUUGAGGUGGCUAAACUAUCUAAGGCCUAACAUCAAACAUGGUGAAUUUUCUGAAGAAGAAGACAGGAUAAUCUGCACCUUCUAUGCUAACAUUGGAAGCAGAUGGUCAAUUAUAGCUUCCCAGUUACCAGGCAGAACUGAUAAUGAUAUCAAGAACUACUGGAACACCAAGCUCAAGAAGAAGCUCAUGGGUAUGGUUCAAUCCAGCCAGAGAAAGCCACAGCCACAGCCAUAUCCACCACCUCUCCAACCAUCAGCAGAUUCUCAUGAGAUCUCAUCUCUAUACAAAGAUUACAGUCCAUAUUACAGCAAUCCAGCCAAUCUCAUCAACAACUACAAUUACUUUAACUUCACCCCUUCUUUGUCAGCAAAUGGCUCUCUUCUUCAUGCCCAAGGGAGCUGUUUCAGCCCCAUGAUCUUGUUUGGAGGUGACCAAGCUAGUUGUUCCUCUUCUGAUGGGAGCUGCAGCCAUGGGAAAGAGGUUAAGCAAGAAGAAAUGGGUCUCCAGGCCUACAUUUCAAAUGCGUUUGAAGAUCAAAAACACAAGUUGAUGCUUGACUACGGCAUCAUAAAUGGAGGGUUUGGCAACAGCAGCAGUAGCAGUACUGCUGCUUUUGCUUCUGAGCUUGAGGAAGUGAAGCAGCUGCUGAUAAGCAAUGGUACUGAUAAUGGGUACUGUAACAGCGUCUUCCUCAACGAUGAAAACAAGACACAAGAGAUGAGAAACAUGUACUAUAAUUACUACUGAUAAUUUGGGCACUGUGAGAAGCAGAUGGAGAAUCAGAAAGAUUUGGAGGGGCAUGGGGAUGGGGAUUCACAGAUAAGACCAUCAGUUUCUGGGGCUUUGUGAUGGAUAUGAAAUGAAAACAUUUCCUACUUUUUCCCUCUCUGGUCUGUCUUUCUCUUUCUUGACAGUGCUUUUCUUUUUGUGCAUUUCUUUUUGGGGGCUGAUGAUGUUUGAAUGUUUGUACGGUCGUCUCUGCCAUUGCCCAAAACUCAGAAAUAAUUGCCAUGGAAAUUAGAGAAGUUAUCAUUCAUUCAACGCUCCGAAAUAUCAUUAAGGGAAAACCAUCACAACAAUUAAUGAAC
Messenger RNA from Diospyros lotus (date-plum), 1506 nucleotides. Its product is annotated as transcription factor MYB36-like. Bases 254 to 1165 code for a protein of 303 amino acids. Lineage: Eukaryota; Viridiplantae; Streptophyta; Magnoliopsida; Ericales; Ebenaceae. The record is from RefSeq and is a predicted model, not a curated record. The transcript is spliced from 3 exons.